CGGGUCUCUCAGUCUCCUCGCUGGCUGCCAGGAUGAAGGUCGGGAUCGCCGCGCUGAUCGCCGGAUUGAUCGGAGGAGUCGGGGUCCUCCUGUUCCUCGUGGCAUUCGGGACGGACUAUUGGCUGCUGGCGACCGAGAACUGCGGGGGCCGAGAGGGGCCGAUCACCCCCCCGGGAGAGAAUGACACCCAGGCGGACCUCGGCCCGGCGCCCCUCUACUUCCACCACGAGGGAUUCUUCUGGAGAUGUUGGUUCAACGGCGAGGAAUUCCAGGAGACCGUCUGGAACUUCUGGUUCACCAGCCAGGCGCACCCCAAACACUGCAUAGAGGGCUACCUAUUCCCUAUGCCCAUCGCCCAGGGGCCCGUCCCCCACCCCUCCUAUGACCCCACUGCAGUGUACAGAGGCUUCUGGACGGCGUUCAUCAUCCUCGCCGUUGCCUCCAGCGUGGUGGGCGGGCUCCUGCUGGUGUGCGCUGUGCCCUUCGCCGCCGCCCAGCUCUAUAAAGUAGGAGGAGGAUUCUUCAUCACUUCUGGCGUCCUGCUGGCGUUCUUGAUCGCCCUUUUCGCCCUGUGGAAAGAGUUCGCCGCCGACCUGGAGCGGUACAUCCUGCUGGAGCGCGCAGAGCGCUGCGCGCCGGACUCUCACGUCCACGUCUAUUACGGAUGGUCGUUCAUGUUCGCUGCCGCCGGGACCCCCCUGGUGCUGCUCUCCGGCCUCCUCUUCUUGUGCGCGGGCCGGAGCAUUCACGUGGAAGAGAAAUAGGCGACGCCGGCGGAGAGAGCGCCGAAGAUUGCAGAUUUUUUUUUUCCAAAGCCGCGGAGGAGAAGAGAACUUUUUUUUAUGUCCGUAUUCAGAAGUCACCCGCUGUGCCGAGCUGAUUUAAGAGUCAGAUAGUGGACCGGGUUUGGCGUGGCGGGGGGCGGACGCAGAAUUAAAUAUGGCGUACGCGCCCGAGAGCCGCCAUCGCGCGCCGCUAUAAAGUGUCUGAGAGGAAGUAUUGUGUGAUUUAUUUCUAUGAUUCUGUAUUCCAAUAAAAUCUCACAAAAUAAA
Molecule: messenger RNA, 1052 nt
Organism: Rana temporaria (common frog)
Lineage: Eukaryota; Metazoa; Chordata; Amphibia; Anura; Ranidae
Product: transmembrane protein 182-like
Exons: 5
Coding region: 33-764 (243 amino acids)
Cellular component (GO): membrane
Source: RefSeq, a predicted model, not a curated record